AUGAAGAUGCUCAUGAGUUUGCUGCAGCUUAUCCUUCAGUUGGUGACGCAGCUUGCUAGCGGAGGUGGUGCGGAUGUUAAGGCUACCGUUGCGGCGGCCAACCAGACCUUGCAAGGCAUUGCGGGAGGCAGCAGGGAAACUGCACAGCCACCGGCACGCACGGUCAGCAUUGAGGACGAAUGGCAGCUGCCUAAGAGGCGUCGCGGCCGAGGCAGACAGCAGGUCAUUGAUAGUCAGGGCGCUGUGGGGCAUCCUCCCCCACAGGAGGCUAGACCUGUGGUGCUGCAAUCCCCUGGCAAGGGCCAGGGCAAGGCUUCUCUGGAGCCAAAGGGCAAGGGCAAAGGCAAGGGAGUUGCUCCCGUUGCUCGUGCUGUGCCCCCAGUGCAGGGUAAGGGUGGGUUGCGAGCCGAUGAUUGGAUUGGCAAGCUAGUCUCCUUUGAGGACCUCAGUGACUACAGUGCUGAAGGAGAGAGCGUGGUGGUGGAGGCUUGUGAUGCAACUCAGGCCUCGGUUGCGCAGGCAAUGAUUCGUGGUGCUGGGCUUAAGUCUUCAUUCCUGAUUGUUUAUCCGGACCCUGAGGGCAAGCAGAAGGCCCCUUUCUGGCAAGGAGGUGUUGUUACCAUGCGGCCUGUUAUCGGCCUCCAGGUGCCACAUGGAGCGGUUGCCCUACCGACCUUGAAGGGCAAGAAGGCCGAGAAGACCAUCAAGAUGGAGGCCUCCGUUGUUGUGAGAGUCAUUGUUGCGCGGGACUUUUGCCCGCGCUCGGAGUGGACUGCGGCCAAGAAGGGCUUCAGAGCUUUUGUCACGAGCAAGUUGGGGAUCAUGGACGCCUGGGGUGCUGCAGAGGAACAGCGCCUUGGAGAGACGAUUGUGGGUCUGGUGCGCGCGCGCUCGGCGAGCCUUAGUGCACUGCUGGCCAGAUCUGGUCAGGAUGGGAUUUUCGUUGAGCCAAUUGGCAAGGACCCCACGGGGCCCAACUAUGGCGUCAAGUGGAUCGAAAAAGAGGAGGCCGAGGAGCCCGGUGAUUACUUCAAGAGGGCCGUCGCCUCCAAGCCGUCGCAUGGCCUUGUCAUUGGGCGCCGGCAGCUGGGUACCCGUGAAGUUGUUGCGAGGGAGAAUCAGGCCAGAGCAUGGCGGCUCAUGGGCGCGCCUAAGCAUUGGGGCACUGACUCCAUCACUGAGGUGCUUGAGGAGGCUGGCUACAAGGAGCUUUCGCUGAACUCGCGCAUGUUGCGCCGAGGGCAGUGCACUUGGUUCUUUCGCGCCACUGCUAAGGAAGACUUCUGCUUCAUUCCCAUCAAGGAAGGCCAGGAUGAGAUAGAGUUGCAUGUACUUCCUGCUACGAGCGCGCGGCAGCAGCCUGGGCGCAAGCCUUUGCGCCAGGAGCGCACCCAGCAGUUUGUGAAGGAGCGCUUUAGCACCACUUCGGGUGCCACUCGCGGUGCACUCGAGGAAGGUGCUGAUGGCAAGGCCCAGCCCGAGGGCAAAAGGCGGGCACAGGAGGUGAGAGAGGUGCCUCAGGGCACCCAGCUCAAAGAGCAACCAAAAGAUGGGAACUGCCUUGCGCAUUGCAUUGGGGCAGGUUUGAGCUGGGCAAAGAAUGAUGGCAAGCGCCGACCGGCGCGACUCGUGCGCGCUGAGCUGCACAACUACAUGCGGGAAAAGAAGGAUUCUUUUGCGGCGUGGUGGGAUGGGCGGGACUGUAGCGAUAAGCCUGCGACUUACACCGGGUUCGAUGCCUAUUUGGAGGAGAUGAAGGGUGAUGGCCAGUUUCUGGGUUGCCUUGAAAUCGAAGCGGCCUGCUUGGCCUUCGAUCUCACGAUCACUGUCAUUCCGGUGGCGGCGGACCAGUUGCCAACCAAACAUGGGAGCGGCAAGCAUGCCUUUUGCCUUUGGUACUCAGGUUCCCACUACGAUCUGUUGCUUCCGACUGCUGGGUCUUACCCUUCGGCUGUGAACUCCGUGCAGUGCUUUGGUUGCAAAAGUGGAGGACGUGGGGGAGGCCCAGGUGACGCCGAUGAUGAUGUUGGUGAUGAUGAUGAGCUGGAUGCCCUCACCAUCUACACGGUGCCUUCUUUGGGCGCGGGAACCGGGGGAGGGGUGGCUCUGUCUGAGGGGCCGAUGCCUCGCCCGACUUCGGUUUUGGAGAUGUUGCGCCGGCCACCUGCUGCUUCUUGCCAGGCCAGCGGUAGCAGCGACCAGGCUGCCGACAGCUCUCUUGUGGGUGGUGUUUCGUUCUGCGCCGCAAGUCGGGACGAUGAGAUUGCGAGCCAGGAGUUGGACCAUGUUGAGCCGCCGCCUCCUGUGCCGGCGCGGAGGAGGGCCAAGCGCACUUCGUGGAAAUGCAAGUUUUGCGACUUUGAGACUAAGGUGGGAUUGGCUUCUGCUGCUAUUGAUCAUGCUCGUCUUAAGCAUUUGCACAAAUGGCACAUGGACAGGAAGGCCCAUUGGACUAGCUUUUGCAGAUGGCGCUUCAAGGCCACCCCCGAUGCUAGGGACAAUUGUGCGGGGCAGCAGGAGGUGUUGUGGCAAUGCAAACACUGCACGGCGGGUGUUGUUGGCAUUAAGCUCAAGGAUCGGAAGCAGGCUGGGGCGGUCUAUCUGGCGGCUGUCAAGCACUGUCGCGACUGCCACCCUCAGGAGAUCAAGGCCUGGCGUAGGGAUCGUAGGCAUGCCAACUUCAAGAAGGCCACGGCGGUGCGCAGGGCGGCUGGUGUUGCUGGCCACCUUAUGCGCCGAAAGGCCCUCAAGUACGGAGAGCACGACGUGAUUAUGUUUCGCAUACCGUGGCUUCGGGCUUCCUCUGGUGGCAAGCAGCGAAAGUCCAUUGCCUCGUACGUCUGCCGGCGGUGCGCAGCGCAGGCUACCACCCCUGCCAAUAUGAUGCAGCAUCACUGUGAUCCUGGCCGCAUGCCGGUAGGGAGAGGACGCACUCAGUUCGUGAGCCGGCUCACCCAGGCUCUUGAGCAGGACCAUUCCGAGGAGCUUAAGCAGGGCAUUCGUGGUGUGCUUCAGGUGUUUGAUGAGGUGGCUGUGCGGCUCAAGGAAGCCCGCAUCGCUACUGCUAAGGCUGAGGGCGUGACUGAGCAUCAUAUCCAGGCAAUCGCGUGGCCGAAGCUGACUGCUGAUUCCACUUCCUUUGCGGUGCGCUUUGUGUGCCAGCGGUGCCACUACCACGCCUCGCUUAGGCGUCACUUUAAGGGCAUUGCGUGCAGUGCCGUUGGCAAGCGCCGGCAAACGGCUGAAAAGGAGAGGCUCAUGGAGAUUGUGAACAUGGAGGAUCCUGCAGGGUCGGCUGCGCGAUUGGCUCUGCGCUACCUCGGCCACGAGGUGGGCACUCUUAAUGUUUCUACGCUGCCGGGGCGUGCUGCUGAUGUCUUUGACCUUGGCCAUGCCCAUCAGCUUGACAUUCUGUUGAUUCAGGAGUCGCGCCUCCCGCGUGACAGCUUUGGGUCGAUGUCGGCCAUGGCUAAGCGUCGCGGCUGGCAUCUUUGCAUUCAUGACCAAGCGCCGGUUAAAGGUGGUGGCUUUAAGUGGGGUGUGGUUACUUUGUCAAGGUGGCCUGUGGAGGCGGUGCAGCCUCCUAGUUGCAUUCCUCAGGGUCGGGGCGGAGUUCUUCGAGUGUGGCGUCCUGGCCAGAGGCCGCUGCUCCUGGUGAACAUUUACCUCCCGGCUUCUUCCAGGACCGAGGCGGGCGACAUUCUCACCGAGGUGUUUCAGUACGUGGCGGGCACUGGUGAAGAUGCUAUCAUUGCUGGUGAUUUCAACCUGACUGAAGACAUGUGGCCAAUUUCUUCUGCGUUGAUCUCUGGGCGAUGGCGUUCCGCUAAUGAGAUGCUUUUGGGGGAUUGCACAAAGCCUCCCACGCAUAGGCAGGCUGAUGGCUCUUACAGUCGUUGCAUUGACUUCGCUUUGGGCACCCCUCAUGUUGUCUUCGCUCAUCGGCAGCAGCAUCGGGGCCUGGCGGAUCAUGACCUUGUUGCUUAUGAUGUUCUUCUUGAUCAUGGACGAGAGACAGUGGUGCGUUUUCCUCUUCGUCCUCAGCUUCGUCUGGAACCUGUGGCCCAGGACCACUGGAGUGAGGUGUGGGGUGAGUCUCGCAGGACAUUUGUUCAGUUGUGCGAUGCUGGUGAUGUGGAGGAGGCUUGGCAACUUCUUAGUCGUGCGGCUGAGUGCGCCAUGGGCGCUCGGGGCGGCCAUGCGCCUCGCAGUGAGCCGGCAGUCCCCACUGCGGUGGCCCCGACUUCGUGCAAGGCUCCUUCUUGCCAGGGCUUGCGUGAGAGGCAGCUGCGGCGGUUGGCGCGUCGUGCUCGUGAGCUUCUCCUCGAGCAUGGUAACAUUGGUGAGUGCUGCAACUUGUACAACAAGAUUGUUCGUUCGGCUCGGUCGCUCAAUAUCGGGUUUGAUGGUGUAGAAGACAUCAUGCAUGAAGCGAUGCGCCAGGCUUCAUGCGAGGCGGAGCGCAACUCGCGUGACAGGAUUCAGCAGUGGAGUCAGCAGAUGCAGUGGGACGUGGGCAAAGCUGCCAAGUGGGUCACGCGUGCUUCGCCGGCCGUCCCUGUGCCGGCGCAAGGGAUGGCUGCGGACACCGCCACCUUCAUCGCUGACUACCUGGAUGCGGGUGUUGUGCUGGACUUGGAUACCAUCCUGGUGACGGCCACCGAGCUGCAGCAGGUUGCCCAACGUAGCUUGCGCAAGGCUACUGGCAUGGAUGGCUGGUCGGCGCGUGAGCUCUUGUGCUUGCCGCUGGACUUUUGGGAGGAGGUGGUUGCGCUGUGGAGGGUCAUGCUGCUUCGUCAUCGUGUUCCCAAGGUUUGGAAGGACGUUCGCAUAGCGCUACUGCCCAAGGCGGAAGGUGGCUACAGACCCCUGUCCAUCGGGGCCGUUCUUUGGCGUGCUCUGGCCUCGGCAGCUUCUCGUCGACUCAGGCCGUGGGUUUUAGGUUGGGCUAAGACUGAACUUCAGGGUGGGCUUCCUGGCCGCGGCAUUCACGGUGUUCACGACCCGCUUCUGGCCGACUUCGAGUUGGCAGCGCAAGGGCAAGGUGAGCUGGCAGGUGCCAAGGUGGACCUCAAGCGGUUCUUUGACAACGUUCGCCCGAGGCAAGCCUUAACCGUUUGUGCGCAUUUGGGCAUGCCGCCCGAUUUGGUGGAGCUCAUUGCUGAUUACUACGAUGGCCAGCGACGCUUUCUCGCUGUGGCGGGCCAAGCAGAUCCGAAACCCAUUGUCGUCAGCAAGGGCCUGCAGCAGGGUUGUCCGUUUUCGGUUCUGCUCGUCAAUGCUGUGAGUGCAGUGUGGAUUGCCUCGGUCCAACGUGUGGCCCCCAGCAUUUCACUGCGCAUCUACUUGGAUGAUAGGACCAUUUGGACGCUGACACCGGGCGAGGCUGGUGUGAGCUCUUUGGUGGCUGCGGUGGAGGCUGGCAAGCCCGUCGACGAUCACUUUGGCAUGGUCGUCCAUCCUGCUAAGAUUGCUUCGUUUGGCACCAACGCUCGUGUGAGGCGCAGGCUGGAGGCUCACAGAGAGCUCUUGGGGCCGGCGUGCGCUUCUUUCAAGCUUCUUGGCAUUCACUACAGUGUUUCUGCUAAGAAGCCUGCGCCUGAGAUUGACGCCCUCACUGAAGUCAUUCAGCUCCGCUGUGAAAGGGUUGCGAAGCUGGCAAAGGCGCCGGCCUUGAGGCGCGCUCUGCUUCGUACUACUGUGCUGUCGCUUUUUCAGUGGGCGGGUCCAUGGCAGCACUAUGCCAAGGGCCACCUGGCUAAGUGGACCGCGGCCAUUGAAGGGGCUGUGUGGGGAGGGUCGCGCCCCAGGGGGCGCUCUCGCCUGUUAGGCUGCGCUGCUCUUGGCAGGCCCGAGACGUCGGUGGACUUCGUCCUGGCGCUCUCAAUCUUGAGACAUGAGUGGAGUCGGGCGCAGGCAGCUGCUCUUCGGGGCUACAGUGACUACGAGCCUGGCAAGCAACUUCGCGCUCUUUGUUGCCGCUGGGGUUGGACCUACGAGAACGGCGUCCUCGACACUUUGGUUGGUACCUUCGUUCCUGGCUACAACACGCUGGGUGCAGUGCGGCGUGCGGCCGUGCAGGCUUGGCACCAAGAGUUGUGGGAUGACGAGGCGCGAACGGAUGGCGCGCUGCCUCUUGGCCGGCGCGCGCUUGUUCUCGGCGCACUGCAGGAGAUCGCAAGCUCAGGCCAGCGGGAUGCUAUGCGCGUCGCCACGGCCUGCGCCAUCGACGGUGUUCAGCUGGCGCACUUCAAGGUGCCUGUUCCCUACACGUGUGAGUGUGGCUUGCAGCGCCCUUCGAGGGCCCACCUGACCUUCGACUGCAGUGCUUCUGCUGACACGGAGGACCUCACAGCUCUUGAAGUCUACGAGCGCAAGCUGCUCUUGAAAGUUGUGCCCCUGCCCGAUAAGGUACCGCGCCCUGGUCCUGUCGAGGGUGAGGAGCGGAUGCUGGCGCUUUGCAGAGGCGCGGCGGAGGCGGGCAAGAUCGUCCUCUUCGCCACGGAUGGUGGCUGUCUUGUGCAGCGUGGUCUGGAGCUCUGGCAGCGUGCAGCGUGGUGCGUAGUGGUUCAAAUCGACGACACCACGCACUCCUUGUCGGGCUUGGUUGGCGAUGGCGAGCAGACCCCGGCUGCUGGAGAGCGCAUCGCCAUUCUACAGGCACUGCGGCUUGUGCGUAGGUCUGGUUGUCGUGCUCAGCUUCUGACGGACAACUUCGCGGCGGUCCUGCGCUUAAGGAAUGGGUGGAGGCGGGGCUCCUGGCAGGGCCCACUGGAGCGCUUUUGGAGGGAGGCUGGGGAUGGUCUUGCUGCGCGCGCCGAGAUUGAGUGGAUCCCUAGCCAUAACAAGCGUCUGGAGUGGAAAGCCCCUUGGGGCUAUUCGGUGGCUCAGCUCCGGCGACUGAAUGCUCUGGCUGAUGAGGGCUGCACUCGCUGCCUUCUGCCGUUACGUCAGCAAUGGACAGCUUCUCUUGCGGAAUGUGCAAAGGCUCGGGCCUGGUCUGCCAAGGCGGCCGGGAGACAGUUGAAGGCUACUGCGGCUUGCGCUGCAGCUGCGCGUGAGGCCCUCGGCGAGUUUGUUUUACCGCGUGCUUGA
Symbiodinium sp. CCMP2456 is the source of this 7095-nucleotide messenger RNA. The record is from the annotation of a GenBank genome assembly. NCBI's taxonomy places the organism in Eukaryota, Dinophyceae, Suessiales, Symbiodiniaceae.